GCCAAGCCGUUGUCUGGGUGGCGCGGUCGAGUCAUAGGUAGGCCUCGCCGCUUCGAGCUCUCAUCCCUUCCCCCCCGCCACGGCGCGGGGGGUCGACCAGUCAAGUGGGGUCGGAGGCGACUGAAACCUUUCCCUCUUCUUCGUUUCGGCCAGUACCCCAGCUACGCGCGCUGGGGGCCUCCAGGCCCAGACUGAGGGGCCGGGGCCUACAUCGACCCGCCGCUGGGCCUCAUGAGGCAUAGCCUGACGAAGCUGCUGGCAGCCUCAGGCAGCGACUCCCCGACCCGCACCCAGAGCCCGGCGCCGGCCGCGACCUGUUCGCUGUCUCCGGACCUGAUCCCGGCUGCGGCUGGGCAGAAGGAGACGGCCGGAUCGCCCGGCCGCAAGAAGCCGCACGGCGACGUGGGCGAGUUGGAGACCGGGGGGGGGAGCCGCGGCGGCGUGGCCGUGCGCGCGCCCUCGCCCGAGGAGAUGGAGGAGGAGGCAAUUGCCAGCGUCCACGGGGAAGAGACCGAAGACCUGGACUUUUUGUCCGGGCUGGAACUGGCGGAUCUGCUGGACCCCCGGCAACCGGACUGGCACCUGGAGCCCGGGCUUAGCUCGCCUGGGCCUUUUUCCUCGUCAGGGGGAGGCUCGGAUAGCGGCGGGCUGUGGAGAGGGGACGACGACGACGAGGCUGCGGCUGCUGAGAUGCAGCGCUUUUCUGACUUGCUGCAGAGGCUCUUAAAUGGUAUCGGAGGCUGCAGCAGCAGCAGUGACAAUGGCAACGGAGAAAAGAGGCGGAGAAAGUCCCCGGGAGGAAGCGGCGGUGGCAGCAGCGGCAACGACAACAACCAGGCGGCGACAAAGAGUCCCCGGAAGGCGGCGGCGGCCGCUGCCCGUCUUAAUCGGCUGAAGAAGAAGGAGUACGUGAUGGGGUUGGAGAGUCGAGUCCGGGGUCUGGCAGCCGAGAACCAGGAGCUGCGGGCCGAGAAUCGGGAGCUGGGCAAACGCGUACAGGCGCUGCAGGAGGAGAGUCGGUACCUACGCGCAGUUUUAGCCAACGAGACCGGACUGGCUCGCUUGCUGAGCCGGCUUAGCGGCGUGGGACUGCGGCUGACCACCUCGCUCUUCAGAGACUCGCCCGCCGGUGACCACGACUACGCGCUGCCGGUGGGAAAGCAGCAGCAGGACCUGCUAGAAGAGGACGACUCAGCGGGAGGAGUGUGUCUGCAUGUGGACAAGGAUAAGGUGUCGGUGGAGUUCUGCUCGGCAUGCGCCCGGAAGGCGUCGUCUUCUCUUAAAAUGUAGGGUCAAGUAAUCUGCUCUUUAUCCGCGUUUACCCCUUUCAACUCCCUUACACCAUGUAAAACACCUUAGUGGGACAUCUUCACUGGACACAUUUCAGAGAAGGAAAAAAGUAAUAUUGAAUCGUUAAGUGUUUAGCUAAAAGCAUGAAUGUGACACAGUAACCAACUCCUAAUGAUAACAUGUGACUAUUAAAUCUCUCUGACAGUUUCUUUUUUAGGUGAUUUCCUUCCUGCCAGGCUCCGUUGUAGGGGUUACAGAACAGUCGUUCCCGCCUCACAACCUGACUUGCCUGUACCUAGCUCUUCUGUCCCCAGUGUGGACAUGGCCUUGGACGACAUCGGUUCCAACUGUACACUGAAACCUGCUUAUAGAGAUACAGUUUGGAGACAGUGAAACAGGUGAAGUUGAAUGGAAGUUCCGAGUUGUACAACGUGCAAAUUGGAAUUCCAGUUUUAGAGCAACUUUUCAGAGGUUGACAAGUAUUUGGGGCAUGCACAAAUAUGAUAGUUACUUUGCUGGUGAUGACAUACCUUAAAUAUUCGAGAAUGCCUACUAGUUUUCAGUAGAAGAUAUAGAAAUACAAUUUAUUCAGAGUGACAGAUUUUAAUAUCUCACCAUUAGAAAAGUUGGAAGUUAACAUGCAUAUCAGACUCCUGUGUUUUAGUUAAUUGGAGGAAGAAUAAGAAUGGUUAAUGAAUGUUCCUUUGAGGUCCAGCACAGUGAUUACCCCCAAUCACUGAGUAUGAAAAAAUUGUUGAACACUUUUAUUUUUGUUGUAUUAAAAUUUUAGGCUAAAUUUAUGUAUGUAUGAUUAGAUAUUGAAGGUUGUGAAAUGUGAAUGAAAACGUGUAAAGUGAGGCUUCACAAAGAAUCUUAUUCUCUGUAUUUCAAAGGUAUUUAUCCUAUUUAAAAAUAAUUUUUAAAAUUGAGUGGUUCUGGCCACUUCAGUGACCUGAUUGACACUAUUUUUCCAAAGAUGGAUGUAUUCUUCUUUUGAAGUACUCUAUUUAAUCUGUUGUCCAGUUAUGUAAAUUGAGUUACAGUGUCCUUUGGUGUAAGAGGCAUUAAGAAAUUCUUUGUGAAACAUCACUGUUUGAUAAAGUAUAUACGUAUUUAGCAUCCUUGUUUUUCUUUGUGCUAAAGUGGAUACAGCUGUUGGGGCAGAAGAGACGGGACCAGCUGCUGGCCACAUUUCCUGCUUUAUUUUAAAAGGUAGUAUAAGAAAUGAGGAAAAAGAGGUAAUAUCAGGGCUUCUGCUGUCUUUUAUUUUUAAAAUGUUCAUAAUUAAAAAGUAUUUUCCAGCAGUCCAAAGAUGUAAGUUAUCUUACACAGAAAAUGUUUUUAUUUUGUUGUUAUCUGGUAUGAAAAUGGACCUUGUUCGUGAACAACUGUAAAUGUUUUGUUGCUAGAUAAUACGAUUUGAGACCUAAAUUGGUCUUUGGUUUCCAGUGCAUCACAGCAUAUUUUGUAAAAUCAUCUACUGCACUUGAGCAUGAAUGGGUAAUAGCCAAACUCACAACUUGGAGUGAUGAACCUGCUUAUACCUAAGGGCAGGAGCAAGCCCCUCACAAUGCAGCUGCAUGGAUUUUUAGUGCCUACUGAAUUAUAUAUAUAUUAUAUAUAUAAAAACCAAAAGUAGUUGGAAAGAUUAUUUGAAAUGACUAAUUUGUGCUAUCUUUAUGAAAUAUGUUAAAUGUAGCUUUUUGAAACAGAAGCCUUGAAUUGAAAUUUAACUAAUACUUGAACAUUUUGUAUAUAUUUCUUUGUAUAUAAUUUUGUGCAGUACCAAUGAUAAAAAUAUGGUGUCGUAAUAAAACCAGGUUUGUUGAUCUUUCAGUUAUGGGCUCAAAGAAUUUAUUCAUCUCUAACAUGACAUUGAAAAAUAAUGGAUGAAAAUAGGAAAAAUGAUUGUUGUUAAUGCUGACUGUGGGUCUUAAAAGGUUCUGGAAGCAGUAAGUUUGUUUUUCUAAAAAUUACACCAUUCCCUUGGAAUAUUUUCUUCCUUACGUCAGUGCUUUUCCUGCAUUUGAAGUUUGGGACUGGGAGAAAGUAAUCAAAGCUUUCUGAAUUGGAUGCUUUGAAAUUCCAAGUGUAGAUUUUUAGAAUGUCAUUUUAUAAAUGGCAGUUUCUGGAAUUACUUGAUUAAGAACUUUUGAAAAUGGAAAGUUUAGUAGGGCUAUUUUUGAAGCUGCUUUGUUAGUUCCUUAUGUUUUAUUGAUUGUCCUUUCUUAGUUUCCAUUUCAUUAUUUUUUUUCUAGUUUUGGUGACUUAGUGAUUUUUGUCAUUUUUUACAUCAACUUCAUGGUCUUGUUUUUACAUGGUAAUUGCAUGUAUUUAGGACCUAACAGGGACUUUAAAUAAAUUUGGUCAUAUUUAUGUGUAAGCACAUUUUACUGUAAAUGUUUGGGUUUCUGAAUUUAAACAAAUCUGUUUAUUUCAGUAUGUAGUAAACAAAAUCUUAAAGUGUCCAAUUCACUACUUGUUAAUUAAAAAAGCUAUGAUUAAUAUGAAA
This is a messenger RNA of Nycticebus coucang (slow loris), 3802 nucleotides long. RefSeq names its product CREB/ATF bZIP transcription factor (gene CREBZF). Gene Ontology annotation, molecular function: transcription cis-regulatory region binding; DNA-binding transcription factor activity. Lineage: Eukaryota; Metazoa; Chordata; Mammalia; Primates; Lorisidae. Gene Ontology annotation, biological process: regulation of transcription by RNA polymerase II. The record is from RefSeq and is a predicted model, not a curated record. Bases 232 to 1290 code for a protein of 352 amino acids. The transcript is spliced from 2 exons. Gene Ontology annotation, cellular component: nucleus.